Rubroshorea leprosula is the source of this 963-nucleotide messenger RNA. The record is from the annotation of a GenBank genome assembly. Lineage: Eukaryota; Viridiplantae; Streptophyta; Magnoliopsida; Malvales; Dipterocarpaceae.
CAAUUGCACAAAUAAUCAAGUAGAAUAUGAAGCUCUGAUUAUUGGUCUUGAGAUGUUGGUGGAGCUUAAAGUAUCCAUGGUUGAGGUUAUAUGGGACUCACAACUAAUCUUGAAGCAACUUUCUGGUGAGUACAAAUGUACUAACCUUACUUUAGCCCCUUAUUUUGCCUUGGCUGUGCAAUUACUAAAAGAAUUUGAUGAUGUGUCUCUCAGACAUGUGCCCAAAGACCAGAAUUAUGAAGCUAAUGAAAUGGCCCAGCUUGCUUUAGGUCUACGGAUUCCUGAAGGAGAAGCCAUGAUGAACUAUUGUUGUGUUGUCUGGGUCCAGAUAAAAGUUUCUAGAUGUUGUUUAACGUCCAUGAUGGGAUUUUUGGUGCACACUAGUCUACAUUAUGCACAAGCUGAAGCUUCCAACAAGGUGUUGAUUAAUUUGCUUGAAAGAAUGGUGGAUAACAAGAUCAGAUGCUGGCAUGAACGGUUGUUUGAAACACUAUGGGCUUAUAGAACUUCACAAAGGAGUUCAACCAAAAUGACACCUUUUGCUUUGACAUAUGGCCAUGAUGCAGUCUUACCAAUGGAGUUAACAGCCAGGUCUUCAAGAAUAGCGAUUCAACAUAAUCUCCAGUCUGGGGAAUACGAUGAGGGCAUGAUGCUUGAGCUUGAAAACCUUGAAGACACACGUUUGAUAGCUUUGGAUAGAUUGCAAGUUCAAAAGCUCAAAAACUCAAAAUUGCAAAGUUUUACAACAAGAGAGUGAAAGGUAAAAUCUAGCAGUUGGUGACUUGGUCUAGAAAGCAAUUUUACCUCUUGGCAGGAAAGAUCACAAAUUUGGGAAGUGGUCCCCAAAUUGGGAAGAACCAUUUCGAAUUCAUAAGAUGUUGAGAGGGGGAGAGAGGGAGCUUAUUGGCUAGAGUCACUUGAUGGAGAGCUUCAUCCCCAAAAAAAUCAAUGGAAUUUAUCUCA